AUCGAUAGUGGAAUAAAACAUCGAUAAUUUAGAAAAUUCGAAAAACAUCAAUGCAUCGAUUUUUUCAUCGAUGUUUUUGCACCUCUAUUUAUUACCAAAACUUAGAUUGCGAUGCAUUUACCCACUGGACUGUAGCAAUAAUAUUUGUAUAAAAAAAUAGAACCGAAACAUCCCAACCGGAUACCCACAUGGAUAUGGAUACCAAGUCCAACGAUGACUCGGCUGGUAGUGAUUCGCUGGACAAAUCCAUGCAAAUCAAGUGUGUAAUGGUCGAAACCACUGGCUCCGUCAGUGGCGAAGCAGGACCCUCCUCCAGCUCCUCCGAGGAGCUGGACAACUGCAGUAGAGACUCAGCGGCGGAGUCCGCGGAGGAGGUAAAGCUGGGCACGGGACUGGGUCCAGGGAAGCAGGCGGAUCAAAAGACUGAAGCUGGGGCAGGGGACAGUCUUAACAGAGAAACCCCGCCCUGCAACUCGUCCACAACCUCCACAUCCUGCACUGCCUUCGAGACGAAAGUCAAGCUCAUCUCACAGAACCUCAAGGAAACCACUCUCGCUGAGACCUCGGCAUCCGCAUCAGCUUCCUGUUCAGCAUCAGCGUCAGCGUCAGCCUCGAGCAGUAGCAGCCUGCUGGAGCCACAAAGCCACAACAACUCUUCCACCUCCACAGAAGACUCAGCGUCGCGCGUAAAAAAAGUGCGAUUCCAUCCGGAUGCCAAGGAGAACGAUGGUGGAAACUGGGUAAAGACAAAGCGACGUGCCGCGCAAACAAAGCGAGCAUCUUCACCCAGCGGCAUGGAUCUCGACGGCGAGGCGGACCAACAGACAGAGGAAUACGAUGAGGACGAAGUAGAGGAGGAGAAGUUUGAUCUGGCCAAAACGGUUGCCGAGGCGGAGGACUACCUCAAGGAGCACCCGCUGACGUUUGUGAAUCGCGCGCUUUGUGAAUCGCUGCCGAACGGAACACAACCAUGCGAUGGUCUCAUGACCGUUGAUCAGCUCAGCUUAGACAGAGAUGGUACAGAAUUAAGGUACUAUAUGGAGGAACCGCAGAACAACGACGAGGAUUUUUACAAGCGUAUCAAGCCGGAGAACGGAAUCGAGCGUGUGCUGGGAAAGGAGACCAAGGCGGGAAAGGUACAAUUUCUGUUGCGAUACGAGAACCAAGGUGGCCUUUUCUGGGAAUCUGAAGAUUUCAUUAAACGCAUGUGUCCCACGCUGCUCAAGGCGUACGAAAAAAAUCGCGAGCGACGACAGCAGCUUCUGAUGCAUCAUGUUGCCAAGCGGCAGAGUGUGAGACAGCGGUACACGGAUUUCUAGUAGCAAGCCGCUUAGGCCUUAGGUUCUUAAUUAGGUUCCAAUAAUUAUAACAUUUUUGUAAAAUGAAGUAAAUGAUUUCUUUUGUUGAACAAAAAGAA
Messenger RNA from Drosophila ananassae, 1417 nucleotides. RefSeq names its product pneumococcal serine-rich repeat protein. The record is from RefSeq and is a predicted model, not a curated record. The coding region runs from base 189 to 1319 and encodes 376 amino acids. Lineage: Eukaryota; Metazoa; Arthropoda; Insecta; Diptera; Drosophilidae. The transcript has 3 exons.